Colletotrichum phormii is the source of this 792-nucleotide messenger RNA. RefSeq lists its product as uncharacterized. The transcript has a single exon. Lineage: Eukaryota; Fungi; Ascomycota; Sordariomycetes; Glomerellales; Glomerellaceae. Bases 235 to 744 code for a protein of 169 amino acids. The record is from RefSeq and is a predicted model, not a curated record.
UUUUUUUUCUUUUCUUUUUUCGCUUCCCUGCUGUUGGCGAAGGAAUGGCGAAAGAAAGAUGGGGAAGGUUGACUGCGUCGAGAGUCAGUCGCCUCCAGCUUCUAGAAAGGUCUCGGGGAAUCGAAAAGUGGCUUCUGUGGAAUGUCUUAGACACUCCAGCGGCCCGUUCUCAACAAAGGCUUUCUUUCUUCUUGGCCAAGUGCGCCAGCGGGCGAUAUUUUGAAGUUCACAGUCAUGGCCGUUGAUAUGCGGCCAAACCAAUACUAUUCAACUCGUACGGACGGAGUACAGUGCCCACUCGAAGAUCAGCGGAUCAGCCUUCACCAGCCGACGCGCGCCAGGAGGCAUCUUGUCCAUGUGGUAUCCCUUCCUGGAGGCCUUGAUCCGAAACACAUGGCUAUCUAUGCUGUCAAAUUCCUCGGGUCGCAUCUGCCAGCUCUCGCUCCCUCUGGCGCUCGUACGUCGCGCUGGGCUCUGUAUGAUCGUCGCGGGAUCCGGAGAAUGAUACACGUCCCGCAACGCAUGGCUCCUGGCAGAAACAAAGAUCUUCUCGGGACGCGGCAACCCCAUCCCAUGUUGCCGCUCUCCGUUGAUAACAGAUGCGGUAUCAUGCACUAUCUUCGAGCCAGCCUUACGUGGCGAGCCGUCUCAUCUCUCUUGCCGCUGGCCGAGCCGUCGUACCUAUUGGAUGGUACUAAGCGAGCGCUACGGGCUUGUAUCACGAAAUUCCCACUCGCUACAUGAUAUGCAAACAGGGUUUUGUUUCAACGCCAAGGUCUGCAGAGCAUUGCU